AUGGAUGGAGAGGUGCCCUGUGCUGAGGUGGAUGGAGAAGCAUACUCUGCCAUGGAGGAUCUGGGAGGAGAGGUGCCCUGUGCUGAGAUGGAUGGAGAAGCAUACUCUGCCAUGGAGGAUCUGGGAGGAGAGGUGCCCUGUGCUGAGAUGGAUGGAGAAGCAUACUCUGCCAUGGAGGAUCUGGGAGGAGAGGUGCCCUGUGCUGAGAUGGAUGGAGAAGCAUACUCUGCCAUGGAGGAUCUGGGAGGAGAGGUGCCCUGUACAGAGAGCAGUGCUGAAGGAGACGUGUCCUGUACCAAGAGCGAUGCAGCAGGAGACAUGCCUUGUACCGAGAGCGAUGCAGCAGGAGACGUGCCCUAUGCUGACACCAACCCCAAAGAAGAGGCACCUCAUGCUGAGAGCAGUGUGGAAGGAGAGAUGCCCGGCACUGAUGGCAGUGGGGAAGGGGAAAUGCCUUGUGCUAAGAGUGAUGCCAAAGGAGAGGCAUCUUGCUAUGAGACCGAUGAGGAAGAAGAACCAGCUACUGAAAUCCCUGCUGCUUCCAAAAGAAUAUAUUCCAUUUCUUCUCCCCUGCGGGCAAUCAUCCGCCUGCGCCGGCGCUACCACGGGCAAAAGAAAAGCCGUCUGCAUUUAGAGCUCCCUCGAGAGAAGCCUUCAGAGCUCGUCCAUACGAGGCUGCUUCAGAGGCAGCUUUCCCUGAACCGAACUGGCCUGUGUGGCCCUUCCAUGUCCCUCUUUAACCAGAGCAGCUUUGAAACUUCCCAGUACUUCACCUUUGACACGUCUGUGGAGCAGUAUGUGAUGAAAAAAUGCAGGCGGAAAAAGAAUCGGAGGAAAUCCAGGAUAGUGCUGUACCCAGAUAAAACAAAGAGAUACCUGCCAACGGAGGAGAAGAGCAAGGCAAAACGCUGCCUCCUUUUGCUCAUUGUCAUUAUCUUCUUCCAGAUUCUCAAUGCCAUAGAGAACCUGGAUGAUAACCUCCAAAAAUAUGACCUGGACGGUUUGGAGAAAACCAUGCACCGGGAAGUGUUUGGGCAGAAGGUUGCUGUGGAAAGCAUUAUGGAAUUACUGAAAGACUACCUGGCUACCCACAUACACAACAAGCCUCUAGUCAUCUCUUUAAAUGGCCCAACAGGAGUUGGGAAGAGUCAUGUUGGCUGGCUGCUGGCCAAACAUUUUCGUUCCAUCAUGGACAAUGACUUUGUGCUUCAGUACUUUGUUAUGCAUCACUGUCCCAGCGGCGUGGCCCCGCUUACCUGUGAAAUAGAUUUGUCUAAGAAGAUCUCUGACAUGGUCACAAGAGCUGAAAUAGAGGAGAAGAUCCCAUUGUUUAUUCUGGAUGAGGUUGAGCUCAUGUCUCCAGUCCUGCUGGAUACUCUCAGCCGCUUCUUUGAGCCCAAUCAAACCAAUGAGUUCCUCAACGCCAUCUACAUUUUAAUAAGCAACUUAGGAGGUGGUGAAAUAACCAAGUUUGUUAUCCAGAAUGCAUCUGCUGAGAUCCUGCAUCAGCAAAGGGGAGCUGAAGAACUGCUGAGCAUUGUCCAGCCUGUACUGAUCGAUGCUCACCCUCUUUGGAAGUCUGCGGAUAUAGUUCCAUUCAUCCUUCUGGAGAAGACUCAUGUCAUAAACUGUUUCCUAGAGGAGAUGAGGAGGGAAGGGCUGUAUCCUGACCAGAAACAUGUUGAAAAUUUAGCAAGUCAGCUCAGUUACUACACUACAGAGGACAAGCAGUACUCCAGGAUGGGCUGCAAGCAGGUUGUGGCCAAAGUCAACCUGCUGUAG
Nestor notabilis (Kea) is the source of this 1782-nucleotide messenger RNA. It is a transcript of the gene TOR4A, whose product is annotated as torsin family 4, member A. Gene Ontology annotation, molecular function: ATP hydrolysis activity; ATP binding. Gene Ontology annotation, cellular component: nuclear envelope; endoplasmic reticulum lumen. The coding region runs from base 1 to 1782 and encodes 593 amino acids. Lineage: Eukaryota; Metazoa; Chordata; Aves; Psittaciformes; Psittacidae. Gene Ontology annotation, biological process: negative regulation of apoptotic process. The record is from RefSeq and is a predicted model, not a curated record. The transcript has a single exon.